AUGGUCUUUUGCACAUAUUGUGGACAGUCGUUCACUAGAGACGAACAUCUAGAACGUCAUAUUCUCACCCAUACCAAUGUCAAGCCCUUCAAGUGCUUUACUUGCCACAUGAGCUUUGCUCGUCGCGAUCUAUUACAGAGGCAUUACACCGUCCACGGCCGCAACCAGAAUAACGAAGAGGGUCUCCCGCCCCAAGGAAUAAUACCCAAGUCCGCUGGUCGCACACCCAUCGCCUGCAGCAACUGCGCAAAGACGAAGACCAAGUGUGACAAGAAGUUCCCUUGUACUCGGUGCGCCCAGAGAAACCUAAAAUGCACACUCCGGCCGACCCGGCGAGCGUCGAAAGGUGUGCAGCGUGUGGGAGGUUCGGCCGAAACUGCAAGUGGCGACUCGAGCGAAGGCGGGAGUACUACGGAAACCCAAAAUACCUCCGACAACGUCUCGCCGAGCCACGAGGGGUCAACACAGCAAGGAAAUGCACAUUCAUCUCCUGCCCAGAUCUCGCAGCCAUCACAGAUUCCCAACAGUCAACCCCCAUCGCAACGCCAGUCACAAUCGCCGUCGGCGACACAAUCACGGCAUCCUUCCAUCUCACAACCAGUGCAGGCACCACCUCAUGUCAGCCCAGAGGACAAGGCUCUUCAUCUUUCGCUUGCCAACACCCCUCCGUUUUUUGAUAACCAGGCUCCUUCUCUUCUCUCGCCACUGCCGACUCCUGUCACCGGCAUGAGUGCUUUCGUGUCGUCAACACCAAUGUCCGGAUACGACGACUUCGUAAGGACUGUACGGGAUCAUUCCGAUAACGAUAGUCCGCAGUACAUGAUGAAUCCCUGGAACACCAUACCUAUGGACACAGGCUUCGACAACAUGCAAUUAGACCCAACCUUGAUGCUUACCAUGAGCAUGGAUAUGAACAUGAGGCAACCUCAGGACGCUAUCCUUGGCAUGAUCCCAGAAAUGUCUCCUACCCAGACAUUCCAACCCAUCCCGACACCCAGGGUGGACGAAUCGUUUUCCGAUCUCCAGAUUGGCAGUUCAGCGUCGAUGUACUACUCGCCAAAUAGACAUUCGUCCAUUGCGGAUGCUGGUAUUCCCGAUCUCGGUGCAAUCAUCGCGGCUCAGGACGGCUGGACGGUCUUCCGUUGCACUCCGUCUAUUCCUUCCAACGCGUGUCCACGCACUGCACGGCUUAACCUCGAACGACUGGAGAUCAGCCUAAAGAAUCACGAAGGCUGGAGCAACUGGACGCCGUCAUGGGACGAGAACGACUUCCAGCAAGGAGGCCAAAUAUCAGUGGCGAAGUUGCAUGAAGCAACACGCGAUAAGCUUCUCGCUAUCACCCAAAGCUUCCUGCACAAAGCCCUCGACAUCCACAAGGACGGCAGUAACUCGUCCAGCAGUGGCGAAUCUCCCGGAUCCACGGCUUCUCACUCCUCAAAUUUCGUCCUCCUUCCGCCAGCUCGCGUUCUCGAGUACUUCCUCCAGUCCUAUGCCAACUCUUUCGAACGCUAUUACCCAACCUCUGCUAGGGGCGUCUUGGAUACCAACGAGCUUAUGCAGAACUACAACGACAAAGCAUCGAGUUUGCUGAUCCUUAUGAUGAUUGCUCAAGGUGCCAUGACGAUUCCGUCGAUAGAAGCGAGAUGGCUAACCGGCGGUUUCACGGAAGCAUGUCGCAUCUCACUGUUCGACCUUGUUGAGAAGAAUAUCAUAAUGGCCGGUGACCCCAUCGUGCUGCGUGCUGCUCUUCUCUUCACUGUCCAAGCGGCGUGGAGUGGCGACAAGUGGCAGAUGGAUAUCGCCAUGGGCCAGCGUGGUAUGUAUUUUGCGAUGCUGCGACAUUCGGGUAUCCUUGACGUCCAACCGCCGGCGACUCCGCACAUGAAUGGGAGCAUGACGACGGAUGCGUUGUGGAAGGAUUGGCUUCACCAAGAAAGCCGCAGUCGCCUCAUCUACUCGUGGGUCAUGGUCGAUCAAGAUCUUUCGCUGUUCCACGACACUGCGCCCCUGUUCUCAGUAACAGAGUUUGGUGCGCCAAUGCCCGACUCAGAUCGUCUCUGGCAGGCACAGACCGCUUCCAAAUGGUCUGACAUGUUCAACCAAGUGCACGAAUUCUCAAACGGCUACUCUUCGGUUGGCUCGGGAGCGAGACCACCUAGCCUGAGAGAACUCUUCCGUCACUUCCUGGACGACGAGAUUGUUGUCCAGGAUGUCCAGGAAAUUCACCUCACACCCAUGCACCUGCGUCUGCUGCUUCACCCCCUGCAGACUCUCGUUUGCCAGUUUUGCCAGCUUCUCAGCUGCUUCUCCGAUAGUGUCACUUCCUCGCGGUCGCGGAACCGGGCGCUCACAGCAGCGUCGACGCGCGUUCGCCUCGAGGAGGUACAGAGCUUGUUGGGACGCUGGUACGAUCUUGCGCAACGCUACAUGAAGUCCAACCCCGUGUGUCCCAUGAUGCAAGCCAACCUAGUCAUGUUCCACCUCAUCAGCAUGAACGCCGUCACAAACUUCCCUGAGAUCGAGCGCCUUGCGCGACGAGAGGGUAUAGACGGCACAUACCAACAGAUGCUGUGGAUGCACAAGAAGUGCUUGUCAGAUGUCCAGGAGGCCAUCACACACGCUGGUCAAGUCCUGCGUCUCAUCCGGGAAAUGCCACGAGGCAUCCGUCCCCCGUGGUGGGCAGGCGCAAUCUAUCGCGCCUCCCUCGUUAUGUGGACCGACUCACUGACUCACAACGAGUCGUUGAGCCCCAACCAACAAGGAGGCUUUCAACCACCAAACACCGCCUUCUCAGUGGAUCGUCUUCCUGCCGACCAUCCAACCAUCCUGAGAUACAUGUCCCGAAGGGAGGGCAUUCCUACCCUCACCAAGCGGGACGGAGUCCCUGUUCCGUUGGACAACAGCUUCGCAGUUCUAUCGCAUUGUAUUGAGCUCAUCGACGAGGGCGUUGCAACCCGCUUCUCCGACGGCAUCCGCAGCAAGCUCGAGAAGCUCGCGCGUGGCCAGUGAAGCGUGCCUCCCUUCUCUUCGUCUUUUGUUUUACUUU
Molecule: messenger RNA, 3046 nt
Organism: Pyrenophora tritici-repentis Pt-1C-BFP
Lineage: Eukaryota; Fungi; Ascomycota; Dothideomycetes; Pleosporales; Pleosporaceae
Product: Zn-finger protein
Biological process (GO): DNA-templated transcription; regulation of DNA-templated transcription
Molecular function (GO): DNA-binding transcription factor activity, RNA polymerase II-specific; zinc ion binding; DNA binding
Source: RefSeq, a predicted model, not a curated record